AUGGAAACAUCUACACGUAAACAACCAGUUAGAUCAAGCAGCACAAGUGACGUAGAAGACGCCAAAAGAUUAUACACUGAUAUUCACGAUUACUUGGACACCCUUACCAACUUCCUAAAGAGUGUCGCAGAAGAAGAAGGUGAACUUCCACCAUCGGCCAUAAAUUUCUUGAGUGAAUACGAGAGCUACGCCAAUGAUGUCGCCAAUUGUUCCACUCAUCAAGAUGCGAUCACCAAUACUCCAACAACCGCUACGAAAAUUCAGUCUUCGGAAUGGCGUCGUUCUUUCUCGUUAUCAAAUUCACAACCUCGACGUUCUCAAUCCGCUCCGGCUGUAUUGCAAAUGAAGGACGCGACUAACAUUAUUCAAUUCGCGCAAAUAGAGCCAACGAAGAUGACAAUCGAACGCGUACGUGCGUCCGCGACUUUUUCGUCGAUCACUUCUGAUGUGUCUGACGAGAAUAAUGAUCAAGAAUUUAGCACCACAGGUCCAAGUAUUAGAAAUUUACAUAAAGCAUUAUUUGGUACCACAGACAAAAAAGAAAUAGCAUUAAUUAAACAGAAAAUGCAAGCUAAGCCUCUUGAAGCUGCAAAUACUGAAAAUUCCGUCAUACAAACAAAUAAUAUACAAGAAGUCCUUGCACAUUUUACUGCUUGGUUCUUUGCAAUUGAUGACGAACCAACGGAAAUAAGAAAUGCGACCGAGUCUCAAACGGAAACAAACUCUCAACUUCCAAUAAUAACAACUACAACUCAUGCACAAAUUCAACCCGAAAUUCGAUCACAGGUCACGAGUGAAAAUCAAACUAUUCAAUCAACUCUCUCUUCUCGUACAUUCAGUGCUUUAGUCUCAUGGGGAUUUACCAAUGAGAAAGUCAGCGUUGAGAAAUUGGUCACUUUUCCCACUCCUAUUUUCGACAAUAAGUUUGAUUUUAUCGCGAAUAUUAUUUCGUUCACAAAAAACGCAGCCAUGAGUGUAGAUCGUUGGGAAAAAUCCAAAUUACCAAUCAUGUAA
This is a messenger RNA of Ambispora gerdemannii, 1014 nucleotides long. The record is from the annotation of a GenBank genome assembly. NCBI's taxonomy places the organism in Eukaryota, Fungi, Glomeromycota, Glomeromycetes, Archaeosporales, Ambisporaceae.